AAUGGCAGCAUGUUGUAACAAACACUUUCAUGGAAAGGAAAAGAAAAUGAAAUGUGUACUAUGCAAAUACAUAUUCCAUGUCAAAUGUAUUGAAGGAAAAUAUUGCACUCAAUGCAAAGAAAUAAACAAUAAAGAAAUUAUUAUACAACUGAAUAGAUGCAAAUUCAAAAAAACUCAGCAGAAUGAAUUGAAUGAAAGUAGUGCUAUGCAAAUGAUAAUGCCACCAUCACAAAAUGCACCUCAAGAGGAAGACAUUAAUGACAAAUUUACUUCUCCAAAACCAUCUGAUAUUAAUUUUUCCUUUCAUUUUGGAGUUUAUCAAGAGCACAGGAAAGCAGAUGAAAUGGUUAAUGAGGAAGAACAUAUUCCAGAUUUUUCUAGUGAAUUUGCAGUGUCAACAGAAAUUCCAGAAACAGUACCUGACUUUUGCAAUGAAGUGGAAAUUUCAACUGAAAAUGAUCAAGCAAGUGCUAAAGGGAAAAAUGUGUUGAUACAUAAUGGAUAUUGGUAUACAUUAAAGUGUAAUUGUGGUGAAACAACAUACUGGACUUGUGGUGUAAGAACAAAGAAGCAAAAGUGCAAAGCUGCAAUUACUGAAUUGAAUUACUCCUAUAGAUUAUCUAAAGCUGAGCACUUUCACAGUCCUGUUAAAGACAUUGAAAAUAAACUUCUUUUGAAAAAGAAUGUCAGGGAGAAAGGCAAAGUUAAUGUUCAUCAAAAUGGGAGAAGCAUUGCAGAGGAAACUCUAAUUGAAUUAAACAAAAAUGAAUCUUUACCAUCAAUAAAAUCUUGCAUUGAAGUUGUUAACUAUCACGAAAGAAAAAAUAGACCAGAGGAGCCUACUGGUUUAAGAUUUAUUAUAAAGCAAAUGUUCUUAUCACAAAACUUCUUGAAAGUGGAUAUUUUGGAAUAG
Molecule: messenger RNA, 913 nt
Organism: Dimorphilus gyrociliatus
Lineage: Eukaryota; Metazoa; Annelida; Polychaeta; Dinophilidae
Source: the annotation of a GenBank genome assembly